Dinoponera quadriceps is the source of this 3938-nucleotide messenger RNA. RefSeq names its product postreplication repair E3 ubiquitin-protein ligase RAD18-like. Gene Ontology annotation, biological process: protein monoubiquitination; DNA damage tolerance. The record is from RefSeq and is a predicted model, not a curated record. Gene Ontology annotation, cellular component: nucleus; Rad6-Rad18 complex. Gene Ontology annotation, molecular function: single-stranded DNA binding; ubiquitin protein ligase activity. Lineage: Eukaryota; Metazoa; Arthropoda; Insecta; Hymenoptera; Formicidae. The coding region runs from base 254 to 2374 and encodes 706 amino acids. The transcript has 7 exons.
CCUAAGUUCAUUCGAAAAGAAUUAACUUGAUAACUCCAAAUCACCUGGUUUCAUUACAAAAGUGCGCGAAAGAUAUUUAGUUAAUACUCGGUUUCUUUAAUGAUCUUUGUUUCCCGUGUAAGAUGGUGAUAUUUUUCUUUCAAUAAUUUAACAACAAUAGUGAUCAAUACGAUGCGAGUUAUGUGUAAAAGUCUUCUUAGUUCUUCUAACCUUCUACCUAAAUCUUUUUCUAACCUUGAAAUUCCGAUUUAACAUGUUGCCGACAAAAUAUACGGAAUUAAAGCGCAUUGAGGAGUUAUUGACAUGUGGGAUUUGCUAUGAAUAUAUGGACACUAGUAUGGUGACUCCGUGCUCUCACAAUUACUGUUCUCUUUGCAUUAGGAAGUAUUUGCAUUAUCAGACACAAUGUCCUGCUUGUUUUGCGGAAACUUUUGAGAAAGAUUUGAGAAGGAACAAAAUUUUGGACGAGAUUAUCAUCCAAUAUCAGAAUGUUAGGGAAAAAUUUGAGAAGGAAUUUUAUCACAAAGAGAUAGAAGCUGUGACAAAUGACAGUUCUGUAGAUAUCAGCUCAUUUAGCAGUUUUAAAUGCGAGAAAGAAAUAGAUGUUCGUGAUACAAAUGGGAUAUCAUGUGAGAUUUCUGAAAGUCCGAUAUCCAAGGCGAUUAUUUCUACGCCUCAUGCACAAAGGGCUCAUCAUCAAGAUGUAUCGAGUCCCAGCACCAGCAAAUCGUCUAAAGUGCCAUCAAUAUUUAAUACACCAAAAAGUAAGAAAGGUUUUCGAAAUGAGGAAAAUUCUAAGGUAGUCAUAUGUCCGGUAUGCAAAGUAGAUGUGCCUGAAAGUAAUAUAAAUAAACAUUUGGACGAUUGUUUAAAAAGAGAGAAUAGGAAAGGUCAACCUAAAAGAGUUGAGCUAAAGCGUAAGCCACUUCCAAAGUUAGUGCUAAAUUUAAUGAAAGACAGUGAAAUGCGGAAGAAACUAAAAGAAUGUGGAUUAUCAUCUCAGGGAGAGAGAAAAGUAUUAGAGAACAGACUGCAGAGAUAUUCUAUCCUCUAUAAUGCAGAAUGCGAUAAAACGAAUCCAAGGCCUGUGUCAGAGUUAAUUGCACAGUGCAAAGAGGAGGAAAAUUUGGAGAAGAAAAUUCGGAAACCGUCAAAUAGACUGAAUAUUAACAGAAAUACGGAACAAAAUGUCAUAGAACAAGAAAGGAAAAUGUACUUGACUGAAUAUAAGAACAGCUUCGACCAGUUAAUCGCAAAAAUAAGAACUGCGGAUAAUUCGCAAAAGUCCCCCGUUCGACGCAAUAUAUUAAGUUAUAAAGGGAAUUUCGUUAGUGCGCGUGAAGACUGUGCAAAGGACCGAACCGUUGAAGAUGGCGAAAGAAGCGAUUCUCUGCCUGCGAAUCCGUAUAUCGAUGAUUCCGAUUCAAACACAUCUUGUCCCUUGCAAACUAGCGAGAAUCCCAUGAAUUUUCUAAAAGUUGACCUAUCCUCCUCGUCCAACGACAACAGCAAUCAGUAUGCUCCAACUUUUAAACAGGAUACUUCCAACUUCCCUUGUAACUUCAGUUCGACUUCGUUUGGUUCCAUUGUAAAAACGAAAAAUAUAAAGACUGAAUUAUCAUCUUCCAAAGAUAUCUCAAUACGCGAAGAAGUAGCUUCUAAUUUGCUUGAUGAUACAGCAAACGUUUUUCACGUGGAAGAGUGUGACGUUUCAGAGAAUAGAACGAAUACCGAUGCCAAAGAAUCAUUUUUCAAGCUUGCUAAAACUGGAUCGGAGAGCCGAAAAGGAAUCGAAUUACUCGCGAAGAGGAAUGAUAGCAUACAAUGCAAUCAGGAGAAAUAUGAUACACAUUCGGACUCGAGAGAUAAGUGGGAAGAAGAAUUAAGCGGUAAAGUUACAGAUCCGGUUGUAGAAAACAUUGAAUACGAUACGAUAGACAUCGAUGAUGCUGACAUUCAAAUUAUCGAGAGGUCGCGGCGACAUAAUACGAAGGAAUACGUGGCCGGCCACAUAAAAUUUGAGAAGGAAAACGUGGAGUCGGUGGAAGAAAAUAUCGUUGCAUCCAUGCCGAAUCGAUCACGUGACAAUAUGAGUGCUCUUCGAAAACGGGAGCGUGAUAUGGUGUUAACGUUCAGCGACGACGAAAGGAUCGAGGACAGGUCGAUGAAUGUCAGAAAAUCAGCCAGAUUUUGUCUCAGCGAGACAAUCGGAUUCAAUAACGAAAGUCUUGGUGAGAAUAUGAUGCAGAUGGAGCAGGAGUCGCAAAAGCAAAAAUCACAAUUGCGCACGAUUCAUGCGAAGAAUGUAAAUAGUUCUGCACAAAGACUGUCUAAUAGGUUGAGAAGCAAAAUUAAUAGUAAUCGAAAGAAAUAAUGGUGCAAAUUAAAUCGUGAAAAUGAAAUAAUUAGAUUUUGAAAAUGAACUUUUAUACAUCUUGUUGAAUACUGUAGGAUGUAAGAAUAAAAAAGACUUGGACUUUCUUGUAAUUAACCUACAGUUGAGAAAUUUUGACAUGUUUGUGACUGUUGUCAUAUAUAUAUAAUGUUUUUUAGAAAAAAAAAAAGAGGUAGAAAUACGUCAUAUUCCGUUUUCAUGCAUGAAAACGGGAUACGACGGUAUUUCCACCUCUUUUAAAUAAAAUUGCGUAACAAAGACGCAUGUAUUUUAUAUCAUAUUGUAUAUCUUUCCGCUGUUUUGUUUGUGUCAUAGAUAUAUCUUGUAAUUUUACACAUUUACACAUAAUAACAUCUGUUGUAAAUUUCUUCCGAGAUCGUUUGAUACGAUCGUUAUUUAAGUGCUAUAAAUCUUCCUAAUCCUGUUGCCCGGUGUUCGAGCGUGGUGACCUCUUUUAUAUGCCUGUGGUGCGCACGUUGAUUAAUACACAGGCAUACGGAACCUACAGUUUAUCGCCGGUUCCGAACGGCAUUAUUUUUUUAGGGAGGUUUUCUUGGCAAGGAUACUCUCGGUGGUUUGCCAUUGCCUUCCGAGAGGAGAUGCGAGUGUAAAUAUUUUGGCUUCUGCCGGGAAUGAACCCGAGACCGCUGACAUAGACCAAUGCGCUACUUGCUAUGCCACGCUCGUUCUCAAGCGCUAUAAAUAUUAAAUUUGCGUAAUAUCGAUAUCGUAAAUCGGUUAUUCGCGUUUUCAAUGUAAUUAUGAAUUAAUAUAUAUAGCGCGCAUUAAGGGAAGAUACCGAAAUCUUUAUCAAAGACAUUGAAUUUUAUUGAAUAUUGAAUAUAUUAUAUGUUCCAAACGGAAAAAAAGAGACCAACAGUGAUAGAGUGAUAUCGGUGCAAAUCGAUCGCGAUUUACACGCUAUAUAUCUCAGAUAUAUUCGCACAGUCGCGCUAACAAUAAUUUAAUAAGCUUAACGUAAUGUCAAAAUAUAGCUGCUUGUUGCUUCAACGAUCGCUUACAGGUAAAAUAUGUCUUUGAUAUUACAUAACUUUGAUAUUAAUACACUUUGGUAUCGAUUUAUACAAUUAUACAGUUAACUUUAUGUAUAUAUACACAUACGCACACCGUGCAGCCGCAAUUAACUUGGAUAACUCGUCUAAGUAAUCUUCGUAGAUUUACAGGCGCGCUCUAACGUUCUAACGGAACGACUAUCACAUUCAUCUUAUAUCGUGUCUCUAAUUCUUUACUUAACAUUAUUACACCGUUAUAGUCCGUAUUCAGCUUUAUAUACUGCGUACGGCGAAUUUUCUUCUCCCACUCUUAACGUACAAGGCGCAUCGUUGCUGCAGGAAUGAGAAUCUUUCUCUACCUAAGCCUAGGAGGCGGGUCGCUAGUGGUAAAUUUCGUUAGCGUGUCUUAACGGACUCUCGCUUUUAAUUUUCCCAUGUCCGAUGUCUCCAUAGUAUCGUAGUAUUUUAACGCUCUCUCGAGUCUCGAUAGAACGAUUAACCAUCUGUUUCUGCUGUCUUCUUUUGUUCUU